ACCCGUUCCGCCUUCUCGUCUCGCCUGUUGGCUGUUGCUUCUCCUCUCUCUCUCGUUCCUGUCUCCUCUACCUCCAAACUGAUACCCGGGCGCUGUCUAUCUCUGCCUAAAUCUGAUUGCUUUGGCUUCCUUCAAUUCGUGCGCCUGGAGAACGAAAUAGUGAAGAAAUCGCGGCUCUUGUCGUGAAAAGUCUGUAAUCUACACGAUCUGCUGUACGAAUUGAACUGCAAAGAAUGGGGGAAAAUGGGUCAUGAAAUCCUUCUUCCGUCUAACAAGAUGAGAUUCCAGAGAUUAAACAGCCCAGAUGUCGUCGUCCUCAGCAAUGGUAGGAAGACCGGUCUGAGAGCUUCGGAGGAAUACGACGCCGAGGACAACAACGGAUUCCCUAACUGCUCGCCGUUGGAACCAAAACCAUUGACGGUGAAAUCCAACGCCGGAUCGGACUAUCGGUCCCCGAGUCGCGACCCUCCCUUCUUCAACGUUUCCGCCUCGGAGGCGGCGCACUCCUUCGCCAUACCUUCCUCCUCCCGCACUUCCACACUCCGAACGCAGGCAAAGGAUCACGGCCACCACCAGAUCAAUGGGCCAAGCCACGGCGACGUCCUCUUCCAAUGGGGGCACCGGAAGCGGUCCCGCGGGGUGAGGGCCGAAGCCCGGGCGUCGCCGGUCGCAGCACCGGCGGUAACGGAAGGGGACGACUCACCGGCUCACUCGAGGCAGGUGGUCAAGCUCCCGCGGAAGUCCUCGGAGGCCCCGGCCGCUGCCUUGCCUCCCCCCUGCGGCCCGUACGCUACCAGAACGAGGCUAUGCUUGCCCGGCCGCGAAUCGAGGGCAUCCGUCGGCAACAGGAUCGUCGAAGAGAGAUCGGAAGGCCGAGCACGACCCGAGAAGCGAUCCCCGGCGGAGAAGGCCCUCAGAUCGCCGCCCAACGCCAGCGUCAGCGACGCUGCAGAUCCGGACCAAAAGCAGCCACCGCCAUCGGAUCCGAACCCAAGCAUGGCGAAGGAAAGAAUCAAUCUGGAUCAUUUCGAGUGGCCGAGGAUCCAACUCUGCCUCUCGAGGAAGGAGAAAGAGGACGAUUUCCUGGCCAUGAAGGGCACCAAGCUCCCCCAGCGCCCCAAGAAGAGGGCCAAGAACAUCGAUAGAACCUUGCAGUAUUGCUUCCCAGGGAUGUGGCUUUCGGAUUUGACGAGGGGGAGGUACGAAGUAAGGGAAAAGAAAUGCGCGAAGAAGAAGCAGAAGCGAAGGGGAUUGAAGGGAAUGGAGAGUCUGGACAGUGAUUCCGAGUGAAGUUGAAGUGCCAGUCUCAUUUUGCCUUUUUUUUUUUUUUAAAUUGUUUUUUCCUUGUUUCUUUCUUUUAUAAAGGAAUUAAUUGAAGAUGCUGCGUGUUAAUGAAUUUUUGUUGCCUGAA
Zingiber officinale is the source of this 1411-nucleotide messenger RNA. RefSeq lists its product as uncharacterized. The transcript is spliced from 5 exons. The coding region runs from base 244 to 1290 and encodes 348 amino acids. The record is from RefSeq and is a predicted model, not a curated record. NCBI's taxonomy places the organism in Eukaryota, Viridiplantae, Streptophyta, Magnoliopsida, Zingiberales, Zingiberaceae.